CAUCAUCAGCUACCUUGUGUUUAUCUUCUUCUUCAUCUGUAAAAUUAGUUAAUCAACGAAAUCUAUCUAAUAAUUCUAUAACAUUUUUUCUUUUUGUAUUAAAAUACUAAUAUUCUUAACUUUAUUAUUAUCAGUUUAUUGUGGGAGAAGACCAUUAUUCUUAAGAAAAUUUGCAGGCUGACUAGCAGUUGUUCAGAAAGACAGCCAGAAGCUGAUAUUCUUUUUCAAGCAUACAAAUUUCAACAUUAUGAAUGAAAAUCAAGUCAUUAUGGCAGCAAAACAAGAAGAAAGAUUCAAGCUUUGUGAUCAAAUGGAAUUGCAAGAAUUUCCAGACAAAUAUUUGAUUAGAUCUGUUGAUAAUUCAUCUCAACAGCAACAAACCUUCUCUGUCGAUCGCUCUGAUGGAAUCAUUCAACCCGGGGAUACUUGUGAUGCAAAUCCUACCAAAGUUUCUACAAUUUAUGGAGUUGUUGGAACGAUUAGACUGCUUGCAGGUACUUAUUUACUUGUAAUAACUUCAAGAAAGGAGGUUGGAACGUAUCUCGGGUUCACGAUUUUCCGAGUAAUGUCUAUGAAGUUUAUGGCUUGCAAUGGGAGUUUAAGUUAUUCAUCCUAUCAAGAAAAAAAGGAUGAGGCUUACUUUAUGAGUUUGUUAAGAACGGUCGAAUCAACUCCCGGGUUGUAUUAUUCAUAUGAAACAGAUUUAACUUUGAACUUACAAAGAACAUACAAGUUGGCCAAAGAGAGGAUAAGGAAACCCCUUUGGAAGCAGGCUGACCCUCGCUUUGUUUGGAACAGAAGUUUGUUGGAAGAUCUUAUCGAGUGUAAGCUUGAUACAUUCGUCAUUCCUUUGGUACAAGGCAGUUUUCAGACAUCACAGUUCACGCUGAAAGACUCUCCUGCCAGAAUUACCUUAAUCUCUAGGAGGUGCACACGUCGUCUAGGAACAAGAAUGUGGAGAAGAGGAGCCAACUUUGAAGGUGAUACUGCUAACUUUAUCGAGACUGAGCAAUUAUUGGAGUUUGGAGGUUUUACGUCAUCAAUUUUGCAGGUACGAGGUUCGAUACCACUUCUUUGGGAGCAAAUUGUUGAUUUGAGCUACAAACCACGAAUUAAAAUUAUUAGUCAUGAAGAAACACCAAAAGCAGUGGAACGCCACUUUAACGACCUUAAGCAAAGAUACGGAGAUGUAGUGGUGCUGGACUUGACUGAUAAACGUGGUGAUGAAGGUCAACUAAGUGCGGCAUUUGCUAGUGAAAUGCAAAAACUUCCACAUAUCAGAUAUGUGUCUUUUGAUUUCCACCACCAUUGUGGGAACUCAAAUCUGGAUAACAUUGAACUUCUGUAUGAUCAAAUCUCCGAGGACAUUGAAAAGCAAGGAUAUUUUCUCGUCGACUCUGAAGGACAAAUAAUAGCAGAGCAGAAUGGAGUUGCUAGAGCUAACUGUAUCGAUUGCAUCGACAGAACGAACGUCACUCAGAGUUUCCUAGCGAGAAAAUCCUUAAAUUUACAACUCCACCGGAUGGGAGCACUUUCUUUCUCUGAGUGCAUAUCCACGUCUGAUGAAAUAUAUGAAAUGUUUAAGAUAUUAUGGGUUGAGCAAGGGGAUGAGAUAAGCCUGGAGUACUGUGGAACUAAUGCACUGAAACGUGAUCUUGUCAGGUUUGGAAAACAGACUCUGGUGGGACUGAUCAAGGAUGGAAUGAGUGCGCUUUCACGUUAUUAUUUGAAUAAUUUUCACGACGGCAUCAAGCAGGAUGCUAUGGAUCUAAUCAGUGGCCGCUAUACUGUCAUAAAGAAUAGUCCUUCACCAUUCCAACUGAAUGGUUUUGAAUCAUUUUCGUAUCUCCCAGUUGCGUCAGCUCUACUAAUUGGGGGCAUUACAGUGACAUCACUCACGUUUAACCAAGUGGGGAGAAAUGUUCAACAUUGUGUGACUACAAUAAUCUGGGCCGGGUUGGCAGCUGGUGCUACGGCAGUCGUGAAAGCCAAUGGAAGGCAGUUCUGUUCACGACCUCGCUUGUGUGGCCUUCUGUAAAAAUUAUUCUUCAACAACUUCAAAAAAGCACAAAACCAAGAAUCAUUUGGAUCAAUGUGUUGAGGUGAGAUACAGGGUGUUCUUUUCCACAUUGAGAGCUUCUGAUGGAAAAAACAUCCUUUUCUGGAAGAAAAAAAGGAUGAUCAACAAAAUUUCCCCGUCGAUCUGAAUUGUAAAUGCCCAGCUGCUAAUAAUGUACCCUUUGCAGUAAGCCAAUUUGUGAAAAGGAAGAAAAAAACUGUCAUGUAUGAACUGCCCUCUUCUAUGUUGCCUCAAAUUUGUGAAUUUGUAAUAUUCUUUACUAGUUUGAUGAUCUCCAAAUACCCAACUUGUCAUGUGAAUUCUUUCCCAAUGUAAUAGUAGGAAAAAGAAUGGGCUGUACAUCA
Papaver somniferum (opium poppy) is the source of this 2424-nucleotide messenger RNA. Its product is annotated as phosphoinositide phosphatase SAC8-like. Gene Ontology annotation, molecular function: phosphatidylinositol-4-phosphate phosphatase activity. The record is from RefSeq and is a predicted model, not a curated record. Bases 248 to 2038 code for a protein of 596 amino acids. Gene Ontology annotation, cellular component: endoplasmic reticulum. Lineage: Eukaryota; Viridiplantae; Streptophyta; Magnoliopsida; Ranunculales; Papaveraceae. The transcript is spliced from 20 exons. Gene Ontology annotation, biological process: phosphatidylinositol dephosphorylation.